Mercurialis annua (annual mercury) is the source of this 669-nucleotide messenger RNA. RefSeq names its product pre-mRNA-splicing factor cwf23-like. The record is from RefSeq and is a predicted model, not a curated record. The transcript has a single exon. NCBI's taxonomy places the organism in Eukaryota, Viridiplantae, Streptophyta, Magnoliopsida, Malpighiales, Euphorbiaceae. The coding region runs from base 1 to 669 and encodes 222 amino acids.
AUGGAAGUUGCAGUUGAUCACUACGGCGUUUUAAACCUACCGUCCGAUGAGAAAUCAGCGGAUUUAACGGAGGAAGAUAUCUCAACAGCAUACAAGAAAAUGGCGUUGAGAUUGCAUCCUGACAAGAACCCUAAUGAUCCAAAUGCCACUGCCAAUUUCCAAAAGCUUCUCUCGUCUUAUGAGAUUCUCAAGGAUCCAAAAACCCGAAAGCAAUUCGACGAUAUGCUCCGGUCCAAGCGUCAGCAGAAGGCGGAGCAUGAUCUCCGGCAGAAGGCGGAGCGUGAUCUCCGGCAGAAGGCAGAGUAUGAUUUUCAACGACAGAGGAAGAAACAAGAAGAGGAAGCAUAUAAUUUUCAACAGCAGAGAAAAAAACAAGCAGAGGAAGCAUAUAAUUUUCAGCAGCAGAGAAAUACAGAACGCCAAUUCCGGCAGAAGAAUUCCAAACCAUCAAAGACGACGGCAGGCGAUUUUCAACAGCAGAAGAGGAAGAAACAAAAAGAGACAGCAUAUAAUUUCGAAGAACAAAAGAAUAGAAAACAAGAGGAGAAAGCAUAUAAUCAAGAACAGAAAAGAAGAAAACACGCGGAAGAAAUACGUGAACUAUUUAAGUCUGUAAUUGAUGAAAUCCAUAAAUCAAGAGAGAGGCAAAACCAAUCUUAUAAAUAUUAG